AUUCACAAAAACGUUCUCCUCAAGUCUACGUGGUUUGAGAAGGCACUCUGUGGGAACUUUGCAGAGGCGGCAGCCCAGUCACUCGACUUUCCCGAGGAGGACCCAGCCAUCUUCCACUUCCUCGUCGCCUACCUGUACGAAGAUAGAUAUGUCCCGACCAGGCCUCUGUCCAGUGCGCUCCUUUCGGAAGAGGCACGGGGAAACGUCAUGACCAUGGACAUAGACUCGGAUCAAAUCAGCGACAACGAAGACGUUGGUAACGAUGGUGAUGACAGCGACGGCACCGACUACUCCCUGCCGCGUCGAAGCCGAGUCGCAGGUCGGGGCCAGAGCGAAGACGAGCGCGCGGGACAGAAGCGCCCGGGCCAACACCGACCAGAGUGUGGUUGCCCGCAGUGUUAUGAACCCCCUUGCAUGUCGUGCGGAUUCCCACUGGGCGGAAACCCGCUGGGCAUGCUGCCUCUGGCAGGCCAACAACCUCCAGUGUUCAGGCCUGCUGAUGCUGCCGCCCAGCCAGCUCGGCGCAACCAACCUCCACGGAUCCAGGGCCAGGACAUGCGCACGUGGCUCAUGACAUACGAGCUCAACAUCGACGUGUACAUCUGUGCCAACAAGUUUCUGCUGGACGGGUUCAAGCAAAAGGUCGCCCGCGUGAUGAUCGACAUGCUCGAGGCGGCAGGCGCCGACGCCGCGCGGGUCGAAGUCCUCAGGCUCUGCACGAAGCUCUACGGCGGGGUCAGCGAGAACGACAGCCUGCUGAAGAUGAUCUUUGCGAGGGUUGGGUUCCUGCAGACUGCGCUGUGGAGGAGGGCGCCUGUCGAGACGAACCAGUUCCUGACGGAGAACCCAGAGGUCGGUGCGCUGAUCCUGAAGGAGAUGGCGAUACGACGCGAGGCGGAUCUCUCCUCUGGAAUCCCGAGCAUGGAG
Molecule: messenger RNA, 927 nt
Organism: Cryphonectria parasitica EP155
Lineage: Eukaryota; Fungi; Ascomycota; Sordariomycetes; Diaporthales; Cryphonectriaceae
Exons: 3
Source: RefSeq, a predicted model, not a curated record